UGUGCAGGCUGGUGCGGGACGUGUGCAGUUGUGAUUUGUGUGUUGUGUGUAUGUGUGCUGUUUUUCUGAUAUUUCUCGAGGGAGCGCGUGCAUUAGCGUUCUCAAAGCGCUGCCAGCGUGUGAAGGUGUGAAGCUGCUUAAUCUGCGAGCUGAUUAGUGCCGCCUCCCCAAGAACGGUACCGAGCAAGCCGCCGAAGCAAGAAAAGAUGCCCAGAAAGGCGCGGAGAAGGGGCCGCGACGCGCCUGUGGUCGCCGCCACCGCCGGCCGGGCUUCCAACGUGUCCACGCGAGCCAAAACAGCGGCCGGUAAACUGGUUGCGAAGGAAGAACAACAGCCGGAGCCCGUCCAAACCCCUGUCGAGACCCCCGAGGAGCCGGUCGAAGAAAACGACGUUGAGCCGGCGGGGGACGACGACGUGAUCGAGACGGCUCAGUCGGACGAUGAAGACCCGGACGACGAAAUGGAAGACGGCAUGUUCGAACCCCUCGUGCUGGACAUGACGGACGACGACGAAGGUCCCGAAGCAGCCGCCGGUGAGAGCCCGGACGCCGCCGUUGGCGCCGAAGAGGAAAAGACCGAGGUUAGAGCUCCCGAAACUGGAGACGCGAAAACCGCCGAAGAUGCCAGCGAAGCCGCGGCUGGCCAGGAGAACUUGGAAGCCUUGGCGGAAGUAGAAGACGAAGAUACCGGCGGUGAGUCGGCUGUGGAAAAUGACGACUCAGCUGCUGAAAGGGAGAAGGUACACCAGGGUGCUGAACGGGACAAUGUGGUCGCCGCUGCGCCCGAUGAAGCUACCUUCGAGUCUCGGGUAGACAAGGACAACGAGGCUGCUGUUGAAGAUGCAGCUGGUGGCGAUGCCGCUGUUGAAGAUGAAGCGGGCGGCGAUGACGACGCUGCUAUUGAGGAUGACGCAGGCGGGGAGGACGAAGCUGCUGAUCAAGAUGAAGUCGAUGGGGAUGAAGAAGUAGCAGUUGAAGACGAAGUAAGUGGAGACAACGAAGCUGCUGAUGUAGAUGAAGAUGAGUCUAAUGUCGAAGACGAAGUAGGGGAAGAUGACGAGGCUAAUGUGGAAGAUGAGGUAGGUGAAGACGACGAGGCGAAUAUCGAUGAUGAAACAAGGAAGAACGACGAUGCAGCCGUCGAUAAUGAAGUAGGCGAAAAUGACGAAGCUGCGGUGGAGGACGAGGCUGCUGCCGCUGAAGAGGAAGGAACCGGGGACGACGAGGCUGCUGAAGACGACGCCAUUGUCAACGACGAGGUCGGCGAAGAUGAAGAAGACGCCACAACCACAGACUCCACAUGUGUAAAGGAAGAAGCUCCCCCAACGGAGAGUGCAAGCGAAGUCGUGGAGGAAGACGAAGAGAGUGAGGAGAAGACCGGCACAGACGUGAUGGGAAUAAACGGGCGGGACGUCAAAGAAAAGGGGGAGGGGAUGGACGUGGACAAAAGUGUGGAGGCCGGUGCUCCCACGCCGCUCAUAAAGCAGGAGCCCCGGGAGGAAGGCCAGGGCGACGAGGGAGAAGCUCCGCCAGAGGAGGAGUCGUUCCUGGUGUCGGACCUGCGCGACCUGUGCCCCUCGGCGCCCCUGGACCCCCCGGAGACCAUCUCGGAGUCCUUGCGGGCCACCAUUCAGUGCUCAGUCAAGCUCUUCAUUGAGAGGCUCCUGCAGGCGAGCGAGGGCACCCCGACCGACUCCGAGGCCAAGGCGGCGCUGGACGAUUCUGCGCCUGGGGUGCAGCAGCACACGUACGGGUGCUCCCUCUGCAGCACUCAGCUGGAGCAGCCCGAGCUGUUUGACUGCCACACCAAAAGCGUGAAGCAUGUCAAGAGGCUGCGCUGGAUGUACUUCAUGGGACUCAACAAGGAGCUGAGCCAGUUCAACUGCAAGGUGUGCCACAUUUCGGUGCCCUGUCGGGACCACCUGGUGGGCCACCUGCGCAGUGACCGCCACGCUUGCCUCAGCAAGGCCCUGGGCGUGCACCCGGCCUAUGGGGAGUACGUGCUCAGGCAGUACUUCCCCAAAGCCAAGGUGCAGAGCAUCCUGGCGGAAUCCAGACAAUUGCAGAAGACCCCCGGAGAGAUGGGGAAGAACCUGUCUGCUGCCCAGAAGCGCAAGAAUGCUGAACCGUGGGUGGACGACUCUAUCGUGGAAUUGCGCUAUGGUGCACCCUACAAGCAACCGAAGCAGGAGCCCAGAAAACCUGGCGGCAGGGAGAGCAGGGAGAGGGACCAGGCCCAGAGGCCUGGGGUGCAGGAGCAGGACACCAAAGGUUCCCAAAGCCGAAGCUUCAUUUUCCACUGCGAGCUGUGUCAGGUUGUGGUGCCACGUGAACACCACCUACAAGAGCACUACAAGGGCAAGAAGCACCGCACGAAGCUGUUGGAGCAUGAGCGAGCCAACAUGGCAUUUGCUCAAAAGGCAGCCAAUCAAGAAACUGUCAAACAAGAGUCCGCCGAUCGGGAAGCUGCCAAUCAAGAAGCCAGAGGCCACGAAACGGCGGACGAAGCCACGUACCAAGAAGCCGUGGAUCGAGAGGCUGCAUACCACGAAGCUGCGUUCCGAGAAGCCGUCGAUCGAGAGGCCACAGACCGAGAAGCUGCGGACCGAGAAGCUGCGGACCGAGAGGCCGGGGACCGAGAGGCCGCGGAGGAAGAAGCUGCGGACCAAGAAGCUACGGAAGAGGUGGACGAAGUUGCGGAGCAGGGGGAAGGGGAAACUUUCGAGGAAGCGAAUGCCGACGAGGGAGACGACAUGGAGCUCGAAGAAGAGGAGGCCGCCGGUCGGGAGGAAGAGGGUGUGGCAGGGAGCGCCGAAUGCCGGGAGUCGGGACAGGGUGACGUCCCGCAGCAGGACGGCGGCAAGAAGGGGAGUGCCGAGGACGGGGUCACGCGCUGGGACCCGUCGAGGCAGAGCGAGGAAGAGAAGCGGAGGAGCGGGCAGGGGAAGGAGGCCGGCAGAGACAGGAGGGAGGACAAGAGGGAAGGCGACAAGACUCCUUCGGACAGAAAACACACCGCCAGGAGCGACCGGUCCCACGAGCGGAGUUCGGGCUCCAGGAAGGCGGUCCCACGGAGCGAGCCCAGGAAAUCGGAGUCGUCCCGCAGGACGGAGUCCAGGAGGUCCGAACCCCGGAAGCCAGAGCCCAGGAGGCUCGAACCAAAGAGGGACGUGGACUCCUGGAGGGAACCCAGGCUCCCCAGGGCUGAUCCCCCCAGGGCCGAUCCCCCCAGGGACUUGAAGCGGAGAGCCCCCGAGUCGGACACGAGGAGUCCCGCGGCCAAGAGGAGCAAGUUCAACUGCUUCGUCUGCAAGCUGGUGCUCUACUCGGAAAAGGAGUACCGCGAGCACUUCAACAGCCGUGGCCACCUCUACGAAGUCAGCCGCAAGGAGCAGAAGGAGACCCGGCCGGCGCCGAAGCGCGGCCGCUCUCCGCCGCCGUUCGCGUGCCAGACGCACCAGCGGUCCCGGUCUCCCCCCGCGGCCAGCUCGGCGGGUCGCUGGCGUCGCGAGCGCGACCCCUCACCGCGCCCUUUUGCCGAGUCCUCGAACAGCCGCUCCACCCCCCGCCAGCCGCCCCGCACCGACUUGUUCAGCACGCCACAGCAGCCGAUGCGCGACGCGUUUGGCGCCACCCAGCAGCCGGUGCACGACGUCUUUGGCACCCCGGUUCCGCAAGCCGGUGCCGUGCUGGAGAACUACACGGAGCGCCGCGACGCCCCCGACCCUGCGGUGGCGGCGACGCUCGAGAGCAUGAUCCUGCUCCAGCAGCAGCUGCUGGCGAUGACGGCCAAUGCCCCUCCGGCGCUUCAACGCACCAUCAGCCAGGGGCUCCAGCAGGGUCUCCAGCAGGUGGUUCAGCCGGCGCUCCAGCAGAGCUACCAACAGCAGACCGGCCAGCAGACGAGCUACGGGUCCGUGGACUACUCGCAGCAGCGGAGCGCGGCGCUGCCCACUCAGGUGCCGGACCUGCAGCAGAGCCUGAUGCAGCUCCGGCAGAGUCAGCAGUACAGCGUGUUGAACUCCUACCAACAGCAACACCCAAUGGCAAAUGCGACGUCCAACGUCGCUGCAUCGUAUUUAAACAGCGUCGCGGGCCAGCACGCGACUACAGGUCAGCUCGGAAGUGUAAGCCAGUAUGGCAGCACGAGUCAGCAGGCAAGCAUAGGUCAGCACAGAAGUGUAGCCCAGCACGGAAGUGUAGCCCAGCACGGAAGCGUAGCCCAGCACGGAAGCGUAGCCCAGCACGGAAGCGUAGCCCAGCACGGAAGCGUAGCCCAGCACGGAAGCGUAGCCCAGCCCGGAAGCGUAGCCCAGCACGCGAGUGUGAGCCAGCACAGGGGCGUAGGUCAGCGCGGAGCCACGAGCCAGCAGGGAGGCGUGGGCCAGCACGCGCGCACUGCCCUGUCCAGCUACCAGAGCAGCACUGUGGACGGCAGCAUCGGGUCGUACACGAUGCGCCGGAAGGGGGCAGCAGUCCAGCCGCUGAAGAAGAGUGGCGGCGCCUUCCAGCAGUCGCCGGCGACGAGGCAGGGACAGGCGCCAGCCUCGUCGCUGGGCUACGGCGGGGCUUCUCUGUCGGACGGGCGCAGGGGCACCCAGGGCGCGCUUGGCCAGUACGGCAGGAGCAACCUGACCACUGUCCGGUCCUCUGGCUUCAACAAUUCCCUGGCCAAGAGAUACUGAGCCCUGCAUUGUGUCCCGUUUCUUCUCGUCUCUUUGCGUUAAAUAAAGUCUCAUUUGUGCGGUGCAA
This is a messenger RNA of Ixodes scapularis (black-legged tick), 4752 nucleotides long. RefSeq lists its product as uncharacterized. Lineage: Eukaryota; Metazoa; Arthropoda; Arachnida; Ixodida; Ixodidae. The record is from RefSeq and is a predicted model, not a curated record. Gene Ontology annotation, molecular function: nucleic acid binding; zinc ion binding. The transcript has 14 exons. Bases 207 to 4685 code for a protein of 1492 amino acids.